Molecule: messenger RNA, 2100 nt
Organism: Phycodurus eques (leafy seadragon)
Lineage: Eukaryota; Metazoa; Chordata; Actinopteri; Syngnathiformes; Syngnathidae
Gene: fkbp6
Product: FKBP prolyl isomerase 6
Exons: 10
Coding region: 107-1123 (338 amino acids)
Molecular function (GO): protein binding; peptidyl-prolyl cis-trans isomerase activity
Source: RefSeq, a predicted model, not a curated record
GUGCCUCCCCCCCAGUCGCAACACGGUGUAACGAAAGAACGUAAAAGUGGCGGAAAGAAAGAAAUCACAUUUGACUUUGGGGAAAGACCUUCGCAUUGCCGUUAAGAUGUCGUUAAACGGAAUGCGAAAGAUUCCGCAGAGCAAAGUGGCGGCUGGAGGGCGAAAUUUGAGCCCUUUUGACCAUCUGCAGCAGCAGAUGGAGGAUAUUGUGGGCAAUGGAGGGGUCCUGAAGGAGGUGGUCCACCCUGGAGAUGGCCCGCCCGUGCCCCCAAGUUCUUCAGUGUUAAUGCAUUACUCGGGCUACUUGGAGUAUUCGGAUCUGCCGUUUGAGACCACGACUAACGUCAAGCAUCCCCGCCUCAUGAAGCUGGGCCGAGACGUGACGCUGAUCGGGAUGGAGCUGGGCCUGCUGACCAUGCGCAAAGGCGAGUUCUCGCGCUUCCUGCUGCAGCCGCGCUACGCCUACGGAGACAUGGGCUGCCCGCCCUUCAUCCCCGCCGCCGCCCGCGUUUUGUUCGAGAUCCAGCUCCUCGACAUCCUGGACUCGGGACAAGUGGACGGAUUUGUCCGGCUCACUGCGGAGGAGCAGAACGAGUUUCCGUUGUCCAAAUUGAUGGAAGUGGUCAACACGCUGCGCACUUUCGGCAACAGAUGCUUCAAGCAGAGUCGCUACGAAAAAGCCAAAGAGCGCUACAAGCAGGCGGUGGUGUUGCUGGGCAACAGGGCGAAGCAUAGCGAUGGCGAACAGGAGGACGUCCGGGCGGCCCUGCUGCCUCUUUAUCUGAAUCUGUCGUUCGCGGCGCUGCGUCUGGAAAAUCCAAAGAAAGCUCUCAAAUACGCAAAAAUCGCCUUGGACAUCGACUGUACCAGCACCAAGGCACUUUACCGCUGCGCACAGGCGCAUGUGGAGCUGCGGGACUACGAGAGCGCUCACGGUUGCCUCGUCAAAGUCCAGGCCAGGAAGCCCUUUGAUGGCGACGUCAACAACCUCCUGAAGACGGUCACCAUGUGCUACAAAGACAACUUGGACAAAGAGAAAGACUUGUACGCCAAGAUGUUCCGAGGCUUGAAGAACCCAGAUGUGAAAAUGUGUGCAUCCGUUGCAGGUGAUCCGUGUGAAUGAUGAGCCACUGCAAAGCCACAGUCAAACAUUAAUCAUACAGUGCAGUAUCAAGUUCCUCUCAUGUUAAAUGUACCGCGUUGGGUGGUUUCAUGGGACUUGGGGUUGUGCACUCUUACACAAAUAAAUAAUUGGAAAUUAAAUUGCUGUGAAAUCAUACUGCUGUUGUGAUGAGUUUGAGCAGCUCAAUUGCUGUAACACCAAGAGGCAACACGAACGGGCAAAACUUGUUCAGCAAGUCAGUCCAAAUGCAAAUGAGUUCAUGGUCCCUGAGCAAUUCUCCACAAAUGGCUACCAGUUACAUUUUUGGAAAAGAAUUCUAAUAAUUGUACGCACGUACAGUCCAUGGUUCCGUGGUUCCAAACUCAGGACCCAACUGUAAUUGGGGGGUCCACAAAGUCAUGUGCAAUAAAUUACGUGCAAAUGUACAUAUGGCGACCGCCAACCCAAUAAAGCAAAACAAUUAUUCCCUAUCUUUGUUUUAGGUCAAUUAAAAGUUCUAAUUGGAUUUGUAUUAAUUGCAUACAGGGAAGCUGACAUCACAUUUUCUUCCUAUUAAACGGGAAUAUUUCGGUUGAAACGUUAAAAAAAUGUUACCCAUGGUCAUUAUGUUUAAUUGGUGUUAGAUUAUGAAGGCAUCAUCUCCCCUUUAAGGGGGUUGAGACCCCCUGGAGUUGGUCCCCCUGCACAAAUGCAGCCAAGUCUAAUAGCUGUAAGAUACUUCAAAAUGUUCCUUAUUGUACUUGAAAAACAGCACUGCGGCUUAUUUCUGUUACAUGAGAAGCUCAAAGUAGACUUUGACAGCUCUCAGCAUGAUUCAGCGCACUUCCGCACCACUUAGUCUGCUCCUAAUGGCCGCGUAAAGACGGAAGACGGCGUUGAGUGGAAAGUUGAAAGCAAAGAAUGGAGACAGACGGAGCGAAAGAAGGGAUGACAGGGGAUCAGAGGAGGGGGGAGGGGCAAGAAGCAAGACAAUCUGA